Phytomonas sp. Hart1 is the source of this 1905-nucleotide messenger RNA. NCBI's taxonomy places the organism in Eukaryota, Euglenozoa, Kinetoplastea, Trypanosomatida, Trypanosomatidae. The record is from the annotation of a GenBank genome assembly.
AUGACAAAUUUAUGCCACCAAUCAUUCCAAAGGCGUGCGAUGGGCAACUGUAUUACACAGCGUUCAGUAGGUCGUAUUUUUUACUCACCUCUUCGGUGCAUCUCACUUAGAUCUGGUAUACAUCUUCAAAAGUUCAAUGGCAAACCGUUGAACUAUCCGUCGCCCAUACCAAGUUCUUUUAUCCCUGAGGAAUUUGCCAAUCCUAUGUUAAAUCACGCCCUCAUAUUGCCAAAGUCUAUAGAAGAGGCCACACAUUUCGUCGAUAGAGCAAGCCACUGUAAGAAGAAUGCUCAAAUUGAAUUUUAUGAGCACACCCUAAAUCGUUGCACGCUAUGUAAUCUCAAGUUAAGUGGGAGCUACACUGUGCAUGCCAGCGCUGUUGAGCAUCAGGCACGAUUGGGGAUUUUAGAGAGAUCCAUCGCGCUUCUUGACACCUAUUUUACGCAUUUGUUGAGUCUGAAAACGAGUUCUUAUAGCUCAAAACGAUUUGGGACAAACCCUGUAGAAUCAUAUUCAGCGCUUUUAUUUACACAUACCUUGGAUGGUAAUGCGCUUCCCAAUCCCGAAUAUUUUAAAGAUAAUUUAGAUUUACUUAAAAGUAUCGAUUGGAUUGAGCUUUUAGUUCAGCGUUGGUGGAGGAUGCUCAACCCGAAGUAUGCAAAUGGAACAUGUUCCUUUGACUUUAAUCGAAUUCCUUCCCUGAGCUCAAGCAACUCACGUCAGCGCCUCUGGCGCUUGCGAUACCUUCUGCGUUUACUGAUACGCAAGCGAAUUUUGCGAGACAGCAUCCCCAAUUUCUCGAAUAGCGCCUUUUCGCGCUCCAACCGUUUUGAGCGCUGCGAAAUGUUAGGGGACAAUUUCAUCAAAGCCUUCUUUUACGAUCGCCUGCGCGCGCUCUUCCCGAGCGUGGAAGGCGGCAUAAGCAAGCGGUUAGCCCUGAUCCAACAAAUGCUCGACUCCAACGGCGGCCUGCUUGCGCUCUAUGACUACCUCAACAUUGACGAGCUGAUGAGGUCGGUCUUGCCGAAUAACAAGUCCAAGGCGGACGUGGUGGAAUCCGUCUUCGGGGAGCUGCAGACCUUCCUCAGCGCCGAUGAGAUGCGACAGGGGGUGGUGUGUUACCCGGUGCCGCCCCAGAACGGCCUGUGCUACCUUACCGCGAUGGUGUGGCACGUCCUUCACGAGCUCGCCCACGCCGCGGUGAUGUGGCGGGUGGAGAGUACCCUUCGCACCUCGGCUGCCGUCAUUCGGGUCUAUCUUGAGAUGAUAUGGCCCCUCCCGGGCUGUCCGAACGCUUUGAGAAGGAGGAUUCUCGGGGGGGAACCCCCGAGCAACGCGCUCGAGAUGCAUCUCGACCGCCCCCCGUACGCGACGCUUCCGCUUCUCACCCCGUAUCGUCGUCCUCAGCGGCGGGUUAGUGAUAGGGGAAAGGAGGCUUGGGAUUACGCAGAGACCGUCGCCCCGACGCGCGCGGGGCCUUCGCACGAGUGCGAGCGGCUGAUCUCGUCGGUGCCCGUUCUGAGGCCCACAUCAAUGCAGCAGCAGUACCAGCGGGGCGCUUUGCGCGUUUGGCGUGCGAAACAACAGCCGAAAGACACCGGGGUGGGGACGAACUCCCUUCUUGGAUCGCCAGCUCCUUACAAUUCGACUUCAAAUAAAUCGUUAGGGGCAAAGUGGUAUCCGUUAUGGCGACAGCACGAAGAGCGCACGCGUUUUCGUCAAGCAGAAAGUGAUGCCGCUCAGAAGUUUCAGUUAACGGAAGAGGAGUUGAGCAGUUUAAUGUCAGAGAAAGCGAAGCAGCUGAUUCAACUGAUGUCAACUACAGCGGACUUGAUCGAUCUGGAGGAGGGAUACCCUGAUUUUUCCCACAAGCCACAGCGACCCAAUAUCAACCUACUGCGUUAG